This is a messenger RNA of Xiphias gladius (swordfish), 3331 nucleotides long. RefSeq names its product PAT1 homolog 2 (gene patl2). Gene Ontology annotation, molecular function: RNA binding. The record is from RefSeq and is a predicted model, not a curated record. Bases 74 to 2236 code for a protein of 720 amino acids. NCBI's taxonomy places the organism in Eukaryota, Metazoa, Chordata, Actinopteri, Istiophoriformes, Xiphiidae. Gene Ontology annotation, cellular component: P-body. Gene Ontology annotation, biological process: deadenylation-dependent decapping of nuclear-transcribed mRNA; P-body assembly. The transcript is spliced from 19 exons.
CCCGCGGUGAAAGUCACCGUCACACGUCGGCUAUAAGUGUUUAAAAAAAAAACAAUAAUAAUUAUAAUACACAAUGAGUGAUUCACAGCAGGAACAAGAGUCCGAAAAAGCGUGUGAGCCCCAGUGGCCUGAGAAUGGAGGUGAGUGGAGCGAUGGGGAGGACGUGACCAACAUGGACUGCGGGCUCCUGCAGGCCAUGGCUGAGGAGGACGAGGAGAUAAACGUCCACAAUGAGGAGACGUUUGGAAUGGAUCUUGAUGCACAUGGGACCACAGAAGACCACAGCAGCAGUCUCCUUCAGUUUGGAGAGCCACCGCCACCGCCUCCGCCAUCAACACCACCUCCACUAGACCCCAAACCUCCGUCUCCCCACAGCUCCCCCUCCCCUCCCAGACAGAGGCCACAGUAUCUGCCCCGGGCUCCCCCGGGGCAGCGUAGCAGAGGUAGGGGACAGAGGGGAGGGCUGGGCAGGGGGCAGAUGUUUGAAGACCCAGCAGUGAUGAGGAUAGUGGAGGGGCGUCCAAGCCUCAAGAGUCUUGACAGCGCCAUAGUGGACUGUGGGAACGCCAUGUACCAGAAAAGCUUUGAGGAUGAUUGGAUGUCACCCACUUACAGAAAAACCAGACGAAUCUCAGGAUCACUGCUUCAGGACAGUGCUAUAGUUUGUGUGAUUGAUGGUCACAGAGGCAGAGGUCAGCACCUGACCUCCAACUUCCUGGAUUUGCCAUAUCCUGUCUCUUCCUUCAGGGGCAGGAGAGGGGAACCCAGAGGACCCUACUCCAGGAGACAGUUUAGCCAGAGAGGCCCCUCUCAGAUGCAUGCACCAAUAAUAACAGGAUCGCCCAUCUUCUCACGUCAACCUUUGACUCCGCGGCGGCAUUACAAUCAGACAGGGGGCUUCAUGUUUCCUUCGAACCGCCCUUGCCCCUCCACUCCUCAGUCUCUGACUCCUAAGAUGAUGCAACUUCGCUUUGGUGCCAACUCUCCAAGACCGUCCCCUUUUUAUAGCCCCUCGUCUAAUCCAGUGCAGCAUUUCAGGUACCCCGGUCCUGUCACCCAGCUUCACCCCCAACACAAACGAUUACUUAGUCAAAAACAACGUAUGUUCCAAAGAAAAUCAGAGGGCUGGGAUCCUUACUGUAAUCUCAUGACGGCCAAAGAGAAGGAGUGGAUCACCAGGCUGCAGAUGAUUCAGCUGCAAAGUGAGAAUCCUUACCUCGAGGACUAUUAUUACCAGGAGUACUAUCGACGAAUAGAGGCCAAGAUGGCUGAGGAGGAGCUUGGCAUCAGGAGCAAGAGGGAGCCACCCAAGCUCACCACACCUUACAUCACAAAGACUGACUCCUACACACCAGUGGUGCACAUUGAAGGCUCUUUGGGUCAAGUUGCUGUGUCAACAUGUUACUCUCCUCGCCGAGCCAUCAGUGCUGUUCAUGCAGUCCAAGCUCAGGGUCCACUUGAGGUGACGGAACAAAAAGACAACAGACAACAGCGGUUAGAGGUCUUCAGCAAAAUAGAAAAGUUGUUCAUGGCUCUGUUGGAAGUGGAGGAAACGGAGAGGAUGAAAACCACAGUCUUGUCUGAAGCAGAUGAAAGAAGGCUAAUGGAGAAGACCCAGAGGAAGGUGGAGCACAUCUACUCCCAGCUGCAACACCACGACCCUCUAGAUUCAGGAGGAGAGUUUCUUCCUUUCCUGCUGGUUUCAAAGGGCAAAAAGCUACUCGCCCGUCUGCUCCCAUUCCUGAAACAUGAUUCUGCACUGAAAAUCUUGCGUAUUGUGACCUGCAACCUACCUACGCUGAUGAGCAGAGAUGCAGAAGAGGCUCUUCCAGUGCUCUACCCACCGCUUCGAAAUGUUAUCGGAGGACUGACAUUCAGUCAGCUCAUUGGGGUCCUCAAAGAUCUGACAUCAUCUGAGUCUCUGUCAACAUACGAGUGCCUUACGCUGGCAUGUCAGAACAAGUUUGGACUGUCCUUACUAUAUGCUCUCCUGUCCCAAGGAGAGAAGCUGCUGUCUUCAGGUGUUCCUCUCGAGCCUAGCAUCGGUGACUUUGAGACCUGGACUGACACAAUAUUCCAGGUGGCGGGACAGCUAUCCCAGUGUUCACUGGUGGAGCCGCUCCUCCUGCCUUCAAACCUGCUCACUCUGUUCUGCCGUUACCUGGACAAGCGUACUGUGCAUCAGCUGAAAAGCAACAUGGAGUCUGCGACUGGAUUCCUGGCUCUUCCCUCUUAAGGUGGACAGAAGCUAAUGAGAUGCAGCUAAUGAACAGGUUGUAGUGAGCCACUAGAGUGAAGGGAGCAGCAGCAGCAGGACGGCCCUGACAAAAACUCCUCAGUGUUCAGUAUAACAGAAGCCAUGUAAUGUACUCUUGAACUGUGUUAAAUGCUUAGAUUCUUAUUCCUUUUUCCCUCUCCCUCAUCCCUUCACGUUUUUGCACUCUCAACCUGUUUCCCUUUUUUAUUUCCUUUAUCUGAUAUUUUUACUUUCCUCCCUUUGGUCUCCAGGAGGUUAUGUCAGUGCAAGUUACUCUGAAAUUGUAAAACCCUUUUUUUUGUUUUUUUUCUUUUUCUUCAUUUCUUUUUUUUAACCUUCAAGUGUUGAGAUCAUUUCAUGAGAUUUCCAUGUAAUUUGGCUGUUAACAUUACAUUUACUAGUGGAUGGAGCUGAUUUAUUUAUCUGGCUUGUAUCUAACGACUCUACAUUUAUUUAUUUCCAUAUAUAUAUAUCUAAAAGCCAGUUACAUUUAGGACAAGGAAUCUGAGAUAAAUUAAAUUUGCUGGAUCAGAUAUCUGUAAAACUUAUUUUCAGUUAAACUGAACAAAAACUAAGAGCAAAUUCUGAAGAAAUACUAUACAAUGUAUCUUAGCGGGAUUAUUGGAUCAGUUAUAAUUUAAGAGUAUCUACACCCAUAAAACAUAGUAAUCAUCUCAUUCGAUUUAUUACUUACCUCAGAUAGAAUAAAACAAUACUACUCAUUUUGUCAUUGGUUAAGUAGUAAAUCCUUUGCUGGUUUGAAUAACCAACUUUUGUUUUGGUUUUAGCAUUCUGUGAUACAAGACAGUAUUGGCAUAUUGUGAAACUCCCAAGUUUCCAAAAGUACCAUUUAAAAGCCAGUUACAUUUAGGACAAGAAAUUUCAGAUAAAUGUGCUGGAUAAGAUAAUGGUGACCAGGUUGAGGAUUGUCUAGUAAUUGGUGACUGUACAGCUGAACCUAUAUGUUCAUUAUAAUAACCAUUUAAGGAAGUUGUCAUGGCAUGGGCCAUCAACAUAAGUCAUGCACUUUUGUGUUUUUUGUAAAAAAAAAAAAAAAAAAGCAUGCAUUGUGUA